AUGGUUGAUGAAAGUAGUCAAAUUGUUAAUGUUGAAGAUUUAUUAAAACAUAUUUCAUACGAUAAUUAUUCAAAAGCUAUUGAAAUUAUUGAUGGAAAUUUAUCAAAAUUUAAAACAUCUAUAAAUCGUCUUGAUUUACUUACAAGAAAAUUUCGUUUACAACGAAAAUAUUUACAAUCAUUAAGAAAGAAAAAUAUCUUAACAAAUGAAGAAAAAUCUAAAUUAAAUUAUCUUGAAAUUGAUUAUUUUGCAACAAUGACUGAAAUGAUUCAUCUUGAAAAUAUUGUUGAUGUAUUCAAUGAAAAGAAAAAAUAUAUGGAAGAACUUCUUAAUAAUUCACCAUUCGAUCAAGAAAAAUGGUAUCGAUUUCAAAUGGAAAAAAUCAAUAGUCGAUUACCAAGAUGUCAAGAAGGUAUACCCGAUAGUCGAGUACCUGAUUUUAUCCCAGAUAAUUGGCAAAUUGAAUUUCUUGAUGCUGUUGAUAAACAACAAUCAAUUAUAAUUGUAUCACCAACGGCUUCCGGUAAAACUUAUGCAUCAUAUUAUGCUAUGAAUAAAGUACUCAAAGAUCGAGAUGAUUCAAAUGGUAUUUGUGUAUAUGUAGCACCAACGAAAGCACUUGUUAAUCAAGUUGCUGCUACCAUUCAUUAUAAAUUUGGUCCUGUAUUUGGAAUUUUUACACGAGAUUAUCGUACAAAUAUGGAAGGAUGUCGAAUAUUAGUUACUGUUCCACAAUGUAUGCAAAUUCUUCUUCUAUCACCUAGUCAUCAACGUUGGUGUCAAAGAAUAAAAUAUGCUAUUUUUGAUGAAAUUCAUUGUAUGUCUGGUGAAGCUGGAUCUGAUGUUUGGGAAAAAACAAUGUUACUUAUUAAUUGUCCUAUGAUUGGUCUUUCAGCAACAGUUAAUAAUGGAGAUGAAUUACGUCAUUGGAUUGAAUGUAUUGAAAAUCAACGUUCUAAAUUAUUUCAAACAUCAAAAACACGUCGAGUAUGUUUUAUAGCUCAUCAUGAGCGUAUGGCUGAUUUAAAUAAAUAUUUAUAUUCAAAUCGACAAUUACAUCCAAUUCAUCCAAUUGGUCUAAUGAAUGCAAAACAAUUAAUAACACGAGGUGUUCCCAAAGAUUUUUCAUUAUCACCUUACGAAACUUUACAAUUAAAUGAUGCUAUGAAAAACUUAUCAACUAAUAGAAAAGAAAAUGGUGUCGAAGUAAAUUCAAUAUCAGCAUUAACACAAUAUUUUGAACCUGAUUGGAUAAUCGAACGAACUAAAUGUAAUAAUUAUUCGCUACUUGUUCGUAAUCAAUUUCAUAGUUUAAUUGAUAAUAAAGAAAAUACAACUAUUGAUUCAAUUGUAACAUCUCUUAAACCAAAUUUCUUCAAAAGAUAUUCAUUAUCCUGA
This is a messenger RNA of Rotaria sp. Silwood1, 1398 nucleotides long. Lineage: Eukaryota; Metazoa; Rotifera; Eurotatoria; Philodinida; Philodinidae. The record is from the annotation of a GenBank genome assembly.